Anisakis simplex (herring worm) is the source of this 902-nucleotide messenger RNA. NCBI's taxonomy places the organism in Eukaryota, Metazoa, Nematoda, Chromadorea, Rhabditida, Anisakidae. The record is from the annotation of a GenBank genome assembly.
AUGGCGGAUGCAUGUGAGUGCUGGUAUUUUCUGAUAAUAUCGAUAUUGCUGCUGUCGUUAUUAUUCUCAUUCGUUCAUAUUAAUACCAAAGUUGAAUAUUUCAUUAAAGUUACACUGUUAUAUUUAACGAUACUUGUGGAUGCGAUAUUGUGCUGCCUUGUGUGUACACCAGCACAUUUCUUCGGGGAUCCUCCAAAAUUAAUAUUUAAUACAUUUCGAGUAUUUUCUUCGUGGACUGGUAUAAAAUGUGAUGUUCGAAAUAUUGAUAAUUAUACUAAAGUGGAUAGACCUUAUAUUGUGAUUGCUAAUCACCAGAGUUCGGUUGAUAUAGUAGUGUUAUCGCACGUAUGGCCACCGUAUUGUUCGAUCAUGAUGAAGAAGUCAUUAUGUUGGAUACCGUUUUUUAAUUAUGCGGCAUAUCUGGCUAACACAAUAUUCGUGGACCGUCAAAAUCACGAUAAAGCAUCGCAGUCAAUAGACGAGUGUGUGAAUGCGAUAAAACAUAAGAACUUGUCUUUAUUUGUAUUCCCCGAAGGAACGCGAAACCAUGAGCGCGGCUUACUGCCGUUCAAGAAGGGUGCUUUUAAUAUCGCUGUUAAGGCUGCAAUUCCAAUCAUUCCAAUCGUAAUAUCUUCUUAUAAACCGUUUUAUGAUAAAGAAAAAAGGUAUUUCAACAGCAGUGGUUAUGUUAUUGCUGAAGUUAUGGAGCCGAUUUCAACGAAGGAUUUGAAACUCGAAGAUGUGCCUGAAUUGACAGAAAAAGUUCGAAGUGCAAUGAUAGAAACGUAUGAUCGGAUCAGUAAAGAAGCUGAAUUGAAAUAUAAUCAGCAAUUAAAUCAUGAUAAAAGUGAUUAAUUAAGAUAAUAAUUGGUUGUUUGUGUGAUACUGCAACUGUAACAUUG